Molecule: messenger RNA, 6347 nt
Organism: Gadus morhua (Atlantic cod)
Lineage: Eukaryota; Metazoa; Chordata; Actinopteri; Gadiformes; Gadidae
Gene: pik3c2g
Product: phosphatidylinositol-4-phosphate 3-kinase catalytic subunit type 2 gamma
Exons: 33
Coding region: 202-4497 (1431 amino acids)
Biological process (GO): phosphatidylinositol-mediated signaling; cell migration; phosphatidylinositol-3-phosphate biosynthetic process
Cellular component (GO): plasma membrane; cytoplasm; phosphatidylinositol 3-kinase complex
Molecular function (GO): phosphatidylinositol binding; 1-phosphatidylinositol-3-kinase activity; 1-phosphatidylinositol-4-phosphate 3-kinase activity
Source: RefSeq, a predicted model, not a curated record
GAGAGGAUGUGGGAGGGAAGGGGGGAGGAGAGGAAGGAAAGGGUUACAGUCAAAGACUUCAUUUCUAUUCUAGUUUAACCUGCCGAGCAUUGCCGGAGAAACAGCUUCACCAUAAUGGAUUAGUUGAAAGCCCGGUACCUCAGCUGUGAGAGGGGUGAUAGAAGAGAGACGGAGACGGCGCUGCCGCCCUAUCAUGUCAUCAUGGAUCCUUCCGGACUGCCGUACCCGGCCUUCAGGGCCCUCAGACGCUCCUCCCCGCAGGACCAGACGGUCCCUCCCCAGGCGCCAGAGGAGAACCUGUACGAGGACAUCGGUGACGUCGUGGUGCAGGGGCCCCUCGAACCGUCUCCGCUCGCCGCUUCGGCCCCGGCUCAGUCGGCCCCGGCGCCCGGUGCUGCGGCGGCCCCGGCCUUCACUCUGUUGGCAGACCUAGGACCCUCGGCCCCGCCUCUGUCGGCCCCGCCCCUGGCCCCCUCGGCCCCGCCCCCGUCCCUGGCCCCCUCGGCCCCGCCCCCGUCCCUCCCCCCCGCGCCCCCCCCCCGCGGAGGGUUCCAGGCCAUGCACGCCGCCGCCGCGCCGGUCGGCCUCAUCGCGGGCCCCGGGGCCAGGGAGGGGGGCUCGGACGUAGCGGACGGUUGGCGCCUCCACCCCAGGCCGGGGCCCCCUCCGGUCCCCCGGAGGAGGCCCCCCCCCCCGGGGGUCGUCCAGAGGAGGUUCUCCUGCGACCUCACGGUGCCCUCCAUCAAGCGCUCCGGGACGGACACAGACGACAAAUGGACGGUGGCUCUCCUGGACGCUCCGCAGGGCAGCACCAGGAGCAUGGCGGCGUUCUGCCUGUCAGCGUCCAUGCUGGCGGUGAAGUUCCCCCACGGGGACCAGGAGUGUAACCCCGGUGUGGUGAUGGCCCACCUGGCCUCCAGACCCCCCGCUGUGCUGCAGCAGGCCCAGCUCAACUUCAUCGUGGCCAGCGACUGGCAGAACUGCCCCAUCCCCUACCCCAGUGCCUUGAACAAGACGCCGAGGAACCUGAUCGACACCAUCGGCGAUGUGAUGGACAUCCCCGUCCACACGCGGCCGUACUACGUCCUCAAGCUGUGUGACUCUGAGGAGUUCCUCCAGAACGACAAAGCUCUGGGCGACCACGAGUGCAUCCAGCGGUACCAGAAGUUCAACCGGGACGUCCCGCUACGCCUGCUCCACAUCAGCAGCGUGAAUCGCAGCCUGGCCCGGGACGAGGAGGAUGACAAGGCCCCGUGCCAUCUCUGCAAAUACCUGGGCCCUGCCCUCGUCUUCUUCAUCUCCAGGUUGAGUCUGCAGGAUAUGCUGAACCGAUACGCCCGCGAGGUCAGGGAGCUUCUGAAGAGCCAGCAUGGGAUGAACGUGAAGGUGAUCAUGGAGGUGGUGCGGACCGUCAGUAGCCUUCUGUGUGGGGUCACCUCGCAGCAGCUGGAGGAGGCCAUUGGCAUGCUGAACCGGAUCAAGCCCGUUCCCCUGGCUGGUAAAGAUAUGCAACAUUGUGAGAUGGUGCUGGCCCUGCUGCAGCAGGGUCUGCUCCAGAUGCUGAAGGUGGUGUUCGACAGCUUCCAGUCCGACUUCAGGGGCCCGGCGCUGGGCCACGACGCUGUGACGCGCCGCAUCGAGGACAACACGGAGAUCCUGCAGUUCACCGCCGCGGCGCUCUACAAACUGCAGCCUAACUGGUUGGACAGUUUUGAUUACUUUUCCAUUUCCUGUGUUCUGACACAUGGAGGGAAGAAGCUCUGCGAGGCGGCGGUGUCGGAGAACAUCAGCACCGCGCUGUCGCUAGGCAACAAGAUCGAGUGCAACCGAAAGAUGGUGUUCCCUAUGCUGGUGAACAAGCUGCCCUUUGAGUCCAUGCUGAGCUUCCACCUGAUGGGCUGCAAGCAUGGCAAGAGCCAGGAGGUUCUGCGCUGGGCCGUGCUCCCCCUGUUCGGCUGCAGGGCCCUCGUGAGCGGGACUGUGCUACUGGGCAUGUCCACGCUGGUGGAGCCCCCGGGCCCGCCCACCCCCUCCCUGACGGACGGCCUCCAGCAGCCCACCGGGGUCAUACUACAGCUGGACUUCCCAGAUGAGUUUGAGUGGCGGUACCAGAGGCCCGAGGUGGUGCCGGGGGCGGUGCUGUUCAACCAGCCGUUUGAGGAGCUGCAGAAGAAGAUGUCGGCGCUGUCUAAGAAGCACUGCAUCUGCUUCCUCACGGAGAACGAGCGGGCCUUCCUGUGGUCCAAAAGGCACUGCGCCAUGCCGGGGGUCACCUCCCUCCACCUGCUGCUGGGUGGAGCCCCCUGCUGGAAGCCCGAGGACCUGCCCGAGAUCUACGGCGUGGUGGACCACUGGCCCAUCUCCACCCCCGAGGAGGCUCUGUUCCUGCUGUCCGACAGUUUCCCGGACCCCACGGUGAGGCGCGCUGCGGUGCAGCUGUUUGAGCAGCUUCCCCACGGACAGCUGGAGGUCUUUCUGCCACAGCUGGUUCAGGCCCUGAAGUAUGAGUGGGAGCUGGACGGCGCCCUGGUGAUGCUGCUGCUGGACAGGUCUAUGAGGAGCAUCAAGAUCGCCCAACAACUGUACUGGCUGCUGGUGGACGCCAUGCUGGACGGGCCCUACCGGGCCUGGCUGGGGAAGGUGCUGGCCGCCCUGAAGCACUGCCUGGGCCGCGCCCUGAGGAAGGAGCUGGAGCAGCAGGCCCAGCUGGUGGCGCUGCUGACGCAGGCCGCCGAGAAGGUCCGCCUGGCCGACAAGACCAAGCGCAAGGAAGUGUUGGAGAGGGAGCGGUGGAAGGUCAACGACUUCUUCAUUGACGGGAAGACGUGCCGCCUGCCGCUGGACGCGGCGGUCGAGGUGAAGGGGGUGGACGUGGAGGCCUGCAAGUUCUACAACUCAAACGCAGCGCCAUUGGACAUCUCGUUCGUCUGCACCGACACCCUGGCCAGGAAGACCAGGGUCAUCUGCAAGACCGGAGACAGCCUGCGGCAGGACGCGCUCAUCAUGCAGAUCGUGCGCGUGAUGGACAGGCUGUGGCUGGAGGAGGGGCUGGACAUGCGCAUGGUCACCUACAGAUGUCUGUCCACCGGGAAAGACCAGGGUCUGGUGGAGGUGGUGAAGGACGCCGUCACCCUGGCCAAGAUCCAGCAGGAGUGGGGGCGUGGUGGGGCUCUGCGACAGGACACCCUGGAGAAGUGGUUCCACAUGAGGAACAAGACCAAGGACAGCUACGAUGAGGCCGUCCUCAACUUCCUGUACUCGUGCGCGGGCUGGUGCGUGGUCACCUUCAUCCUGGGCGUCUGCGACCGGCACAACGACAACAUCAUGCUGAAGCACAGCGGACACAUGUUCCACAUCGACUUCGGCAAGAUCAUGGGCAACGCGCAGAAGUUCGCCAACAUCAAAAGAGACCGCGUGCCUUUCAUCUUCAGCUCGGAGAUGCAGCACUUCAUCACCGGGGGGGGCCGGGACCCGCAGGGUCUCCAUCGCUUCGUGGAGCUCUGCUGCGACGCCUACAACGUGAUCCGCAGACGCUCUGCCCUGGUGCUCAGCCUGCUGGAGCUGAUGCUGGGCGCCGGGCUGCCAGAGAUGAGGUCCAUCGCUGACCUGCAGUACGUUCACAACAACCUGAGGACCCACGACUCAGACCUGGAGGCCACCUCCUUCUUCACCAGGAAGAUCAAGAAGAGCAUGGACUGCUUCACGGUGAAGCUGAACUACCUGAGCCACAUCCUGGCCCAGGGCAAGAAGGAAGGGGCGGCGGCCCUCCCUUACAGCCCGGGCCCCAGCACCGUCAGCGGCAACAGCAGCUCCAACAUCCAGGAGGUCCUCAUCGACAACUACAGCACCAACGGCAAGACCGUGACCUUUGAGGUGAGGGUGACCAUCGACGAUGGUUAUCUGACCAUCAAGAAGACCUUUGGGCAGUUUGAGCUGAUUCACAAGCAGCUGCAGAAACACUUUAUUGCGUCUACUCUACCGCAGUUCCCCUGCUGGUACAGAAUGUCCUUCAACCCGGGCAGGAAGAUGAGCCUGCUCAACAAGUACUUCAAGGAGCUGUUGAACGGGCCGGGCAAAGGGAAUGAGUUUGUCUGCAGCUUGUUACUAGACGGGCCCAAGACAAGUGAAGAAAGUCCAAUUAAUGAAGGAAGUCCUCAGAUCCAGCUCUACAUCACGUAUGCUGAGAACAAGCUCUCAGUCAUGGUGAAGCACCUGAAAAACAUUCGGACGGCCAACGGCUCCAUCCCAGACCCCUACGUGGUGCUGAAUCUGAACCAGGACCUCCAAAAGCCCCUGAAGAGGAAGACCAAGGUGGUCCGCAGCAACAUCAACCCCACCUUCAACGAACUGCUAGAAUACCGAGAUGUCACGGUGAAUGAACACACAGUGCUGGAUGUGAAGGUGAAGAGCAAGAAUAAACUGGUGGCAGCCACCAGCAUUCAGCUGGGGGAUCCGUAUCUGGACCAGGAGAAGUGGCUGCUGCUCUGCAAUUGUUAGUUCACCACUAGCGCCGCUAGCUGUAGUGACGGGAUACGGCCACAAGAGGGCGCAGCAAUAUUACAAUUCUCGGAAUGACGGAAAGGCAAAGCAUGGGAUUCCCAUGGAAACUCCUGACGGAGAGUUGGAGAACAGAACAGCCGCACUGAAGAAUGGAUCUGUGGAGUAAGGAGGCUCAUUCGCUUGCAAACCCCGCACGCUCCUAGCAGACUGGUUCUAUGAUGUUACGAAUGCUGUUGGGAAGCAAGACAACUCAAAAAGAAUGAAAAAGAGACUGACCACUGUGAUUGUAUUUAUCCUGCUGACCCGUUUUAGUAGUAUUUUCUCCUUUUUCUGUUUCACCUUUUUUAUUUUUUAAAGGGCACUCCUUAAUCUGACUGAGAUGCAAGAUGGACUUGGGGGCCGGAAAUUGAUGAAAUAUUCACCAAAUAAUUCUGCACUGAAAUUACUGUUUGUUUGCGUGUGUGUGUGUGUGUGUGUGUGUGUGUGUGUGUGUGUGUGUGUGUGUGUGUGUGUGUGUGUGUGUGUGUGUGUGUGUGUGUGUGUGUGUGUGUGUGUGUGUGUGUGUGUGCGCGCAUGCGUGAGCGUUCCCUACAUUACCCUGGGGUAAGCAGGGGCGUGGGUUUUCUACGCUUUGGCCUUUUGAGUGUUGUAUAAUGAGGUAGCACGUGAGUUGUGAUGCUCUCUGGGCGUCGCGGCGGGCUUCUCACUGUCUAGACAGGGUAGCAGCACCUGUCUUCUCUCAGCACACUGCCUUCAUGAGCUCCGUGUCUGGUGGGUGUCCAAGGGUUGGCUGCACACUGACCCUCACCUUCACCCCGCCCGUCUCCCCUCAAUACAAUCCACACUUCAUCUAAAGAGGUGCCCAAACACACGCACCUAUUACUUGCAAACUGUCAGUGCCGUACGUAUCAGACAUGAUGAUGGAUGUGGAUAGAUGGGACUGCACUGGAUUCACUCCGUCCUCACCAUUCAUCUCAAUGUACUGUCUAUAGACCUCUGCCAUUCAUUUUAAUCUCAUAUCCAAGUCGGAUGGCAGGCGAGCGCCCAUCCGGAUGAAAGGUGCGUUUACCUGUUUAUGCUUCGUAUUUGUUUAAACCAAUCACGUCGCCGGAGGCGGGACUCUGCGAGCGCUUGAUUGCCGAACCAUUAAUGUUUAAACAGACACCACACACUUGCAAGUGUCUGCAAAGGUUACAGAUCAACACCGUGCAGACUGACCACUGUAAAAAAUACAUGCUGUGUGGUUAUGAAAGCGUAGUCCACUUGCGCGGAUGAGUUUUCUUCGGUCUAGACUUCUGGUUCCCGGCCCCAAUAGGUUCUGCUCCAACAUUGUAUUAUCGCUGGAUCCGAGGUUUACUAUUCAUAUGACUUUCCGUUGACUUUUGCACUGGAGACACUGCUCCUCGCUGCAGCCGUGUUGCAUCCGCCUAACAGCCUACUACAGUGUUUUGAUGUGGUGGUCAUACAUUGUUAAUCCCGACCGCGGGGGACUCCCUUCGUCUUAUUGUCCCAGCAUUAAUAAUAUAUUCACAUGUGGUUUUUGCGCAUGCGAUUGCCGUCUUCAGAGAACCAUCACACGAGUCCCCCCCCCCCCCUCCUCUGAUACUGCCUCCUUAUGAAUGAUUCAUGUAUUGCUCCCGCCUGCUAUUCUGCCAUCGAAUCAUUACCACGGCCCGUUAGUGGUGAGCACACAGAGACAUUGUAUAGAUUAGUGUUCCUCUGAAACCGUAAGGAUCUAUUUUACUGAUGUUUUUUUUUUUUUUUUUUUAAGAAUUACUCUGCUGCACCGGCAGAGUCAGAAACUAUGUGGCACAUUUAUCCUCUGAAAAUAAAAGGUGGUAUUUAUA